Molecule: messenger RNA, 2669 nt
Organism: Parnassius mnemosyne (clouded apollo)
Lineage: Eukaryota; Metazoa; Arthropoda; Insecta; Lepidoptera; Papilionidae
Source: the annotation of a GenBank genome assembly
AAUUCUACUUGAAGACGUAUGAAAUUGUUUGCAAAUUGUACAAGUGGAGUGACAUAAGUGUUCAAAAAUCUUAAAUAUAAAUUUAAGUGUCUGCACUGUGUGAUUUUUGUGUUUGUGAGUGAAAUGCCCCUAAGAGGAAGAAGUUUUGACUGUUGAUGCCUGCCUGAUUAACACGCGUCGAGUGCCCUCUAACAGCCUGUUUGUGAGGAUUAAGACUAAGGAGCAAGCGUAACAGCGAUUAGCCGUUCGACCGUGAAGCGUGACAUUGUGAGAGUGCAUUAUCUGUAACGAUUUGCAUAUCGCGGCUUCCCGUUUGACGAGGAGGAGGGUACAGGCGCGUGGAGCGAGCUUGCGGCGCGGCACCCGGACAUAGCGGCGCGGCUGCGGCAGCGACCCGCCACCUGGGCCAGGAAGCGACGCCCCUCCAGCCAGGACGCGACUGACGAUUUUGACGACAACUUCAGCGGCUUCGACAGAUUCCCGUUUGACGACAUCCCAACAGAGUUCAGAGAGCAUUUCCCGUCACAUUGGAACCGCCGGUACGGUACCCGAGACGAACCACAUCAGCAGCAGCCGCCUUCACCGCAGCCACAGUCGCCACAACAGCAUUCUACAGCUACACAGACUGAACAGGCACCGGGACCAUCCCAGGACGAUCAACAGUCUCAUUUACCACAGUACGGAUUAAGAAACACAGUAGACCUUGGACAGAAAAGCCCCGCACACCCUGGUUUGGUUGAUGAGGACGACCGAAAUCAUCGGUCUAUGUCAGCGCCCCCCGAUAAUCGCACAUCAGGUCACAGUAAUAUAAACAAAAUGAGUGGACACAAUAACCAGGAACAAGCUCACCAUCCGCAAACUGAACAACAAUCUUCCAAUGUACGACACAUCCCUAUUUUCGUGGAAGGCAGAGAUGAACCUGUAAUUAAUAAAUCAGUAGACCGUGGUACGCACUUUGGUGACGCUAAGCCUACCUACGUACCUCCGUCACAACCACAUAUUGAUAGAGAUCAGUAUUUUGCCGAUGAUGGUCCUGUCAAUUUCCACCAUCCUCCGAACUUCUCGAGGACGUUUGGUACCCCAUUUAAUAAAGGAUUUAGACAGGGACCACAACCGUUUGUACAGCAAAAAGUGUAUCCACAAACAGCGUUUGCUCGCGGUGCGUCCCCACAGAGAUCCCAGUCUCCUAAACCACAAAUGCCCCCAGAAGAGCAUUAUGUAAAGGUACCAGUCCAUCAUGAGCAGACACCCAGAGCUGAGACUCCGUCCAGAGCACAGCAGAAGCAGCCUCCGCGCCAGCCUACCCCUCAGCGACAGUCUACGCCCCCUCAACAGCCUCCCCCGCAACAGAAUGCUCCACCGCAGCAGCAAGCUCCACCGCAGCAGGAAGCUCCACCGCAACCGAAACCUCAGCCGUCUAUGAAUGAUCCUAUAACGCAGAUCCUAAGCAUCCAAACUGAUGUUCUAAAUCUUAUGUCAGAAGUUGAAAACUUUACUGGUACGAAGAAAGACAAAAGAUAUUUGUACCUUGACGAAAUGCUUACCAGGAAUCUUAUCAAAUUAGACACAAUCGAAACUGAUGGCAAAGAAAACAUAAGACUGGCAAGGAAGGAAGCUAUUCGUUGCAUUCAAAAAUGCAUAGCCGUGUUGGAAGCUAAAGCUGAAAAAGGCAGCAGCGCUUCUCAACAUCAAGAUGUUGAAAUAGAGAAUUCUACGACUAACGAGCAGGGCGCAGAAAAUGGUGAAGUAGAAUUGAAAAAUGUUAGUAACACAGAAACUACAACAGAGUCUGAAAUGGAGCAAGAAAAUUCUGAAAGCCCUAAAAAGGAAGAAAUUGAAGAACAUAAGCCAAAAGAAGAAAAAGUUGAAGUCGCGCCCUCUACCGAGAGCAAGGAGGUUGGUCAACCACAAGUCGCAGACACGCGGCCAGAACAACAAGUUAAAGAACAGAUCCCAGAAGUCACAGCAGAUGAAAAUGUAGAAAAAGAAAAGAAAAGCCCCAAAAAGGGCACGAAAAAUGUAAAGAAACGUGAUAAGAGUAAGGAUAAGAAAGAUGCAACUAAUGAUAGUAUUAAGGAAGUAAAUGUUGAGAAGAAAGAUGAUAAGUCCCAAAUAAAUCCAGUAGAAAAGGUAGAACCAAAGAAGGAUGAAAAUGAACAGAAUAAAGAUGCGAAAGUAGAACAAGGGACAGAAGAUAAAGUUGAACAAAAGAAAAAUGAGAAAUUAGAAGCUAUGCAGAUUGAUGGUAAGGGCGAUAGCACGGAGACGCAAACAAUGGAAGUAGACAGUCAUGCUAGUCAAUAAAUAUAGUUUGCAUUAGUGAAUUGUUUCUUAUAGUUACACAGCUACUAAGCGUCGCACGGGGCCUACAAUCUGCCUUUUUUUCUCCUUCGUGUUAAUUCUUUGUGUCUAAAUAACAAGGUGUUGACAUGUAUUGUUUGUUUGUAAAAUUUAACAUCUACUUUGUGUAAAGGAUGCUGUCCAUAGGAUUUGAGAUGGUCUCCUCUUGUUUAAAUCCUAAUAUUUAAUAAUUUAUUGUUUAUCAGUACUUGAUAACGCAAAUUUCUCAAUAAACUAUAUCAAUUCACAAAGUGUGUUUUAAUAAAUAACUCGAUUUUCAUGUUUAUAUUCUAUAUUUGAUGCUUUAAUUAAAUGUAUUCAAGUUGUAU